AUGGGUUGGUUGCUGGGUCAAAUUCACCUGCUUGAGACCGCUAAUACUGCAUUCUCUUCCAAAUGGAAGUAUAUUGGUAUUUUCAUCGGCUUGAUUAGCCGUCGUGCACUAGAAUAUGUCACGGAAGUUACGAGACAUCGAGACGAAUAUCAGGCCCAACGGACAGUCCAGGCCAUAGCACCAUAG
Molecule: messenger RNA, 186 nt
Organism: Penicillium vulpinum
Lineage: Eukaryota; Fungi; Ascomycota; Eurotiomycetes; Eurotiales; Aspergillaceae
Exons: 2
Coding region: 1-186 (61 amino acids)
Source: RefSeq, a predicted model, not a curated record